Molecule: messenger RNA, 181 nt
Organism: Ambispora leptoticha
Lineage: Eukaryota; Fungi; Glomeromycota; Glomeromycetes; Archaeosporales; Ambisporaceae
Source: the annotation of a GenBank genome assembly
AGUUUCUAACGCUUCGUUCGUUAUUCAUUACGGUUUUGUGGUCGUGUUCGUUACCCGAUCGUGUUUCAUUGCGCAGUUGUGUUUCGUUACCUGAUCGUGUCUCGUUGCGCAGUUGUGUAUCGUUACGCGGUGCGUGUGAUCAAGUUGUUAAACUCGAUGUGAAAAAGCGAUCAGAUGCCGA